Molecule: messenger RNA, 1864 nt
Organism: Oxyura jamaicensis (ruddy duck)
Lineage: Eukaryota; Metazoa; Chordata; Aves; Anseriformes; Anatidae
Gene: ZAR1L
Product: zygote arrest 1 like
Exons: 4
Coding region: 35-1318 (427 amino acids)
Biological process (GO): translation
Cellular component (GO): cytoplasm
Molecular function (GO): mRNA base-pairing post-transcriptional repressor activity
Source: RefSeq, a predicted model, not a curated record
AGAGACCUUCAUUGACUCGCAGCUUCCCGAGUAAAUGAGGAUUUACAGGGCCCAGGAUGCAUCAUCACGUCUAACCCUGAAGCAGCAUUUCCUACACAAAGCCACCGGUGAAGCCUCCAGAAGCAGAGCAGGUUGGGCCGUGUACCCUUGGCAAAACGGCAGGCGAGCUCUAUACCGCAAAUUAGGUACAAGAGGGAAACCCAUGGCUGGAGCAGCAGCUUCACAGCCAGGGACAAUCAGAGAGCAGAGGGGACAGCAGGCCUGGCAGCUCUUCCCUUGCAAUCAGCCCCAGCCAGCUGGGCCCAAUUUCCCCAUCAAUCAGCAGCAAUUAACACCAGCUCUCCAAGACGAGAUAAAGGCAGGGCUGGGAGCUGUUCCUAGAACUGACUUCUUUGCAGGUGCACCCAUGGAGGGCUUUGUCUACCCACCAUUCAGCACCUACCAGAGCUUUAGGGGUGGCCUGACACCGGGCCGUGGUGGGGACCCAGUGCUGAAGCAGCCCAGCUGGAAGCAAAGCAAGAGCACCGGGCUUGGUCCCUUCUUCGGGGGGCCCCCGACCCCGCUGCCCUCUGAAUACCUGGACAGCUACCGCCGGGCCCACCUGAAGGCCCUGCUGUCACAGGUGAGCCCAGGGCUGACCCCACGGCUCCGCCGGGCCAACACCAGGGAGAUUGGGGUGCAGGUGAACCCCCGGGCCGAUGCUGCUGUGCAGUGCUCGCUUGGGCCUCGCACGCUGCCCACUGGCCGCCCCCUCAGCCCUGCUGGCCUCCGUGCCCGUGGGCACAUGGCUCUCUAUUCACCUGUGCUGGACCGCCGCCUCUUCACCCUGCCCGAGUCUGCGGGGUCCCAUGAGAAGCAUGAGGUAGCUGCGGUUGCCCCUGAGGAGCAGAAGGCAGAGGAUGGUGGCAGGGAGCAGCAGGACGGCCAGGCAGCUCCACCGACCGAGGGGCAGUCAAAGGCGCCACGGGAAGAGGCUGCAGCCCCUGGUCGCCGGGCGGCCUUCCAGUUCUUGGAGCAGAAGUACGGCUAUUUCCACUGUAAAGACUGCAAGACCAGAUGGGAGAGUGCUUAUGUGUGGUGCAUUUCUGGAAGUAACAAGGUGUACUUCAAACAGUUCUGUCGCAAAUGCCAAAAGGCCUUCAAUCCCUAUCGUGUGGAAGCAAUCCAGUGCCAGACCUGUUCGAAGACUCGUUGCUCCUGCCCUCAGAAGAAAAGGCACAUUGAUCUCAAGAGACCUCAUCGCCAAGAACUGUGUGGCCGCUGCAGAGGCAAGAGGCUGUCCUGUGAUAACACUUACAGCUUCAAAUACAUUGUCUGAUCUGUGUGCCCUAUUUUGCACUUGCACUUUGUCAGUCUCCUUGCAAUGUUUUGACCUUAGGCUUUUGACCUGGCAUUGGACAAUGGAUAAGGACUUUUGUAUUUAUAAAAUAUUUAACUAUUAUAUAUGUUAAUUAAAUUCAAUAAAAGUUUGCACUAGUUUAUUACCCAUUAGUUUCCUCUUGCUGUAAUGAAAGAAGUAUGUAUGUAAGGAAAUGGAACCUGUUCACUCAAAGAAAAUAGGCUUUGCUUUCAGUCUACUUUUAGAUAACUUCUCCCUUCACUCAAACUGAACUAGUGUGGAAGAUGCAAAUGAUGCUCUGAUGCAUAAAGUCUGUGGUAAAUGUAUUUGCAUGUGUUUGUUAGAGCUCAUACUGCUAUCUUCCCUGCCACAUGUAUAUUUAAAAAUCAAACACCAGUUUGUUUAUUCUGGCAUUUGGUCUUUGAUUCAUGUCUGUAAGGUAGGAGGGAGAAGUGUAAGCUAACAUCUCAAGCCUUUUGAGCUGAGUUACCUGGGAUGUAGUAUAAUAAAUUCAGUAGAGGUGAU